This is a messenger RNA of Grus americana (Whooping crane), 1104 nucleotides long. RefSeq names its product INO80 complex subunit E (gene INO80E). Gene Ontology annotation, cellular component: Ino80 complex; nucleus. The transcript is spliced from 7 exons. NCBI's taxonomy places the organism in Eukaryota, Metazoa, Chordata, Aves, Gruiformes, Gruidae. The record is from RefSeq and is a predicted model, not a curated record. Gene Ontology annotation, biological process: chromatin remodeling. The coding region runs from base 298 to 969 and encodes 223 amino acids.
GUAUCCCACAACCCCCCGCGCCUCCCCCCCCUCAAGCCCUUCCCGCCGCUUCCUUUAAGCGGGGCCUCGCUGCGCCCCUCAGCCAAUAGCGCUCCCCGCCGCGGGUCGGCGGCGACCAAUGAGAGGCGGGAGGCGGGCCGUUAGGCGCGGAGAACCAAUGCGGGGCUGAAGGGAGGCGGCGAGUCGGCCAAUGAGAAGCGUCGGGGAGGGAGGGGGGGAGGAAGGGCCGGAAAUUACCGCGGCGCGGGGGCUGCCGGGAUUGCGAAGGGCGGAAGCGGCGGCCCUGAAGAGCGGAAGAUGAACGGAGCGGCCGAGCCCGAUGGCGGCGGCUACAAACGGCGUUACCGGGCGCUGAAACGGCGCCUGAAGCUGCUGCUUUACGAGCAGGAGUGUUUCCAGGAGGAGCUGCGCCGCGCCCAGCGCAAACUGCUCAAGGUUUCCCGGGACAAAAGCUUCCUCCUGGACCGGCUGCUGCAGUACGAGAACGUCGACGACGAUUCGUCAGACUCGGAGGCCACCGCGUCGUCUGACAACAGCGACGGGGAGGGGCCCAAGGGGGGGGACGCCCCUCCCCCCAAGCGGAAGCGCAGCCCCCCGCCCUCCCCUCCCCCCGCCACCUUCCCCCUCGCCCCUCCCCCGGCGCCCUACAUGAUGAGCUCCCCCCCCUACAGCCCCUUCCCCGCCGAUUACUUGGCCCCCGAGGGGCCGCCCCGCCCCCAACGGCCCCGCCCCGCCCCCACCCGGCGCCCAAAGGGCUCCCGGCGCCUUCAGCUCCCCCCCUCCCCCGCUCUGUCCUUCCCCCCUGGGCGUGUCCCCGCCGGGCCCCUCCCCCCUCCGCUGGCCCCGCCCAAGGCCCCUCCCCCCGUGCCCAGCACCGUCCCCCGGCGCAUGCUGAGCGACGCGGGGGAGGGGAGCGGCGACGACCCCCUGGACGGGGACGACGAGUUGGUGAUUGACAUCCCCGAGUGACCUCUGACCCCGCCACGCCCCCCUCGGGACACGCCCCUCCCCCAGCAUGGGGGGGGGGAGGGGAGGAAAACGAACGGCGGGGGCGGGGGGAGGGGUUUUUUGGGGAAAAAUCCCGGCGAUUUUGGCAGAAAGGGG